Messenger RNA from Anopheles marshallii, 921 nucleotides. RefSeq names its product ovochymase-2-like. Gene Ontology annotation, biological process: proteolysis. The transcript has 2 exons. Lineage: Eukaryota; Metazoa; Arthropoda; Insecta; Diptera; Culicidae. The record is from RefSeq and is a predicted model, not a curated record. Bases 1 to 921 code for a protein of 306 amino acids. Gene Ontology annotation, molecular function: serine-type endopeptidase activity.
AUGGUGAGUGUCAGUGUGCGCCUUGUGAUCAGUCUCACUGUUCUGCAGACAGCCGUUCCACAGCGUGCAAUAGAGGGUACGAGUCAGGGUGAUGUGGAAUGUGGAAUGCGCAAUGCAUCCGUCGGUUGGCCAUUUCACGUGGGACUGUAUCGGACGGAGAAUAACAACAGUCUUUACUUCUGUGGAGGUACGAUCGUAACCAGCUGGCUGGUGAUCGGUUCGGCACACUGCGUAAAACCCUACCGGAGUGAGAUCCUUGCGGUGCAAUACGGUGUCAACGAUUUGACCCAGAAGGAGUCCACCAACAGGUGCCGGGUGGAGUCGAUUAUCAUACAUCCCGAUUAUCGUGCACCGGAUUUUAGUGACGACAUAGCCCUUCUGCAGUUGCAGGAUGCAAUUCCGAUUGGGACGCUAGCUCGUCCGAUCUGUCUAUGGCCAGAACCGACCGCCCAGGAAUCAGGGUCGGAGGGCGGGGAAGAUCUAGAGGGUACGCGCGGUACCAGUGUGGGUUGGGGUAUUGGGGCGCACAAUGUGUACGCGAGCGUGCUGCAAAGCGCAAUGACGGUAGUGUUACGACAAAGCCGCUGCAUGGAGGUGUUUACGGAGAAAUUGUUCCAGCACAGCGACUUCUUUUGUGCUGUAACGCCAGUGUGCAGUGGCAGUGGAGGUAGCGGGUUCUACGUUGAGCGUAAGGAUCGUUUCUAUCUGCGAGGGAUGACAACGUUUGGCAUUGCACCGAAGGGCUACUAUCAGUGUGGUGUGAACACAUUGACGGGGUUGCUCAAUGUGGCAAAGUACACCGGUUGGAUAAGGGACCGCAUGCAGGCGCUCGAGUCACAACAUCAACAAGUGGAGUCAACCAUGAGUACAGACACAUCCGAAAAUCGAACUCAACACCCUGACCCAAUCAGCACCCCGUGA